Vombatus ursinus (common wombat) is the source of this 779-nucleotide messenger RNA. RefSeq names its product band 4.1-like protein 1. Lineage: Eukaryota; Metazoa; Chordata; Mammalia; Diprotodontia; Vombatidae. Gene Ontology annotation, cellular component: cytoskeleton; plasma membrane. Bases 15 to 563 code for a protein of 182 amino acids. Gene Ontology annotation, molecular function: structural molecule activity; actin binding. The transcript has 7 exons. The record is from RefSeq and is a predicted model, not a curated record.
UGAAGACCGAGACAAUGACUGUCAGCAGCAUGGCGAUCAGAAAGAAGAUUGAGCCUGAGGCCGUAUUGCAGGCUAGAGUCAGUACGAUGGAAACAGCCCAGCAGGUGGAUGGGGGAACAACUGGGGGGAAAGAGAUGAUAACAACUUCCCACUCUGUCACCAUGGAAACCACCUGCACUACCAUGGAGAACAGUCUGAAGUCUGGGAAGGGAGCAGCAGUCAUGAUUCCCGGACCGCAGACGGUGGCAACAGAAAUCCGUUCUCUUUCUCCGAUCAUCGGGAAAGAUGUACUCGCCAGUGCCUAUGGGGCCACUGCAGAAACCCUGUCCACUUCCACUACCACCCAUGUUACCAAAACUGUGAAAGGAGGAUUUUCUGAGACCAGGAUAGAGAAACGCAUCAUCAUCACGGGAGAUGAAGAUGUAGAUCAAGACCAGGCGUUGGCUUUGGCCAUCAAGGAGGCCAAACUGCAACACCCAGACAUGCUGGUAACCAAAGCCGUUGUAUACAGAGAAACAGACCCAUCUCCCGAAGAAAGGGACAAGAAGCCACAGGAAUCUUGACCCCUGUGCAAAGAAGUUGGCAUCUCUAUUCAAACCAACUUGGAGAGCAGUUGAGGAGAGGGCCUUCACACUGAAUUCUGAGAUUAGACACAGACAACCCAGCUGCAAUGUUCCGUCCCUGCUGAGAGACUACAAAGGAAGAGCAUAUAUAUGUAUAGAUAUAUAUAGGUAUAUAUAUAUAUAUAUACACACACAUACACACACACACACACACAC